AUGAUGUGCACAGACAUGUUGUCUAACAGGGCAAGGUAUAACUACACGUGGAUGGCGCAUCUGCGCAGCCUGAACCUGACGCAGGAAGAUCUGCAGUACCUGAUCAACAUCACGUCGUUCGAUGAUCCGGACGACGACGGUGGUGACGGGCACCAUCACCACACGAUGGACAACGGUUGCUACAACUGCGGCGGCGCCGUGAAGAGCUACUCACUGCUGUUCCGGGCGGCGCACGGCUACGUCAGCCUGUUCCUGUGCGUGUUCGGCGCGCUGGCCAACGCGCUCAACAUCGCGGUGCUGACACGCAAGGACCUGGCCGGUUCGCCCAUCAACCGGAUACUGUGCGGCCUGGCCCUGGCCGACCUGGCCCUCAUGGUCGAGUACACGCCGUUCGCGUGCUACAUGUACCUGACCACUGCCAAGAAGGAGGAGUUCUCGCACGUGGGCGCCGUGUACGUUCUGCUCCACACUUACGUGUCACAGGUGUUGCACACCACGUCCAUCGCACUCACGCUCGUCCUGGCCAUGUGGAGAUACGUCGUCGUUAAGUGA
Molecule: messenger RNA, 552 nt
Organism: Macrosiphum euphorbiae (potato aphid)
Lineage: Eukaryota; Metazoa; Arthropoda; Insecta; Hemiptera; Aphididae
Source: the annotation of a GenBank genome assembly